Molecule: messenger RNA, 3607 nt
Organism: Etheostoma cragini (Arkansas darter)
Lineage: Eukaryota; Metazoa; Chordata; Actinopteri; Perciformes; Percidae
Gene: pex3
Product: peroxisomal biogenesis factor 3
Exons: 11
Coding region: 170-1084 (304 amino acids)
Biological process (GO): protein import into peroxisome membrane
Cellular component (GO): peroxisomal membrane
Molecular function (GO): protein-macromolecule adaptor activity
Source: RefSeq, a predicted model, not a curated record
UACCUACCUUAACUGACACACUUUGGAACCUUUGACAGUUAGCAUGAUAGCAAGGAGUUGCUAACUAGCAUUAAGUCCUCAGAUAACAUGCCCGUAAACUAGUCAGCACAAAGGUAAAAGUACGGAGGGUUUUUGCAGCUGUAGUUUGUGAACCCCUCACGGUCCGACCAUGUUUUCAUCUGUCUGGAAUUUUGUUAAACGCCACAAAAGGAAAUUUAUUGUCACUGGAGCUGUAGUUGGAGGAGUGUACUUUCUGGGUAGAUAUGCCCAGAAGAAGAUCAGAGAUAUCCAGGAGAAGGAGGCCACCGAGUACAUCGCUCAGGCCAGACGACAGUUCCACUUUGAAAGCAACCAGAGAACCUGCAACAUGACCGUGCUGUCCAUGCUCCCUCCACUGAAAGAAGCCAUCAUCAGUCAACUAAAUUCAGAAAGCCUCACUGCACUACUCAAGGCUAAAUCCCGACCGGUAUUGUCAACCGUCACUACAAUCAUCGUGUCCGUCUGUCUGUCUCCAGGUUUGACAGAGUUGAUGACCGUGGUGAAGAGAGCAGUACAGAACUCACUGGGAGGCGUGUCUCUGAAGCAGAGCCUGUCUCUGCUGGAGUUGGAGCAGCAGCUGAGCUGGAUCAGGGCGGAGGUGGAGGCCGGCUCCGAGCGGCCCAUGUCCUGGUACAUGCUGGCUGACGACGAGAACGCGCUCUCCGACCAGGCGUGCGGGCUGACGGAAAACGAUGUUGGGACCAUCCGACUGUUAAACGAGACCAGAGACAUGUUGGACAGUCCAGACUUCUCCACGGUCCUAAAUGCCAGUUUGAACCGGGGUUUCUCUCGUCUCCUUGACAACCUGGCCGAGUUCUUCCGCACGCCUCCCUGUGACUCCGCCCCCAGCUCGGCACCUGAUAGCUUGUCUGCCGUCGGUCUGCCGCUGGCGAAGAUCAUCCCCAUCAUCAACGGUCAGAUCAACACCAUCUGCAGUGAGACUCCCAGCCACUUUGUUCAGGAGCUGCUGAUGAACGACCAGGUGAAGGAGUUUGCGGCCAACGUCUACGAGACCUUCAGCACGCCACAGGAGCUGCAGAAAUAAUCAGCCAAACAGGAAGAGGAGGAGGAGGAGGAGGAGGAAGAAAAGAGGGAUGUGCCCAGCAAUGAUAUAUCAGCCCUUGACUGUUCAUCCCUCCUUCCUUUCUGUGGGACAUGUUUCUCCUCCAAAUCCUGCUGACGUUGACUCUGUGACGGCGGUGAUUCACGGCAGAAGUGUCCACGUCAAAGCAGCGUCUGUGUCCCCCCCCGUGACCACGGCCCUUCUGGAUCAUUGACCUGUCGGAGGGACGAGACUCUCGCACCGGGUUUGGAGUCACAGCAGAGCCUGUGCCUAACGCUAGGACCACUGCAUCCUGGGAAGUGGAGUCUUAUUUAACCUGGUCAUAUGGUUUGAUUAACCCUGAAGAGGUGGGAAACAGUAAGGAACAAACACACAGAGGCGGUCAGAAAGCGUGGAGAAGGAUCACUCACGAUGUUGGUAGUACUGAUUUUAAGGUAAUUUUCCCCCUUUUCCAUCAGCAGCGGUGAGUGUUUUAAGUCUGUUUACAUUCCAGCUGUUCCUCUGCACCCAGGGUUUCCCUUUCUCUUCUUUUUUUUCUCACAAAUUAAUCCAGGUGGUAUGUGUUGGACUGAUGUGGGCUGAUGCGUUUGUUUACAUGCACACCAAUAUUAUACUAUUAUUCCCAAUUUAACACCGGUCAUAUGAACAGCAUUUUCCGGUUGGAUAUUCCGAAUAAGGCCUUUUUCCGAAUGUUGAACUUUCCUAUUAAGACGUGGGAUAUUCUGGUAUUAUUCAGGUUUUAGAAGGACCCUUUGGAAACGUUUACAGCGUCACAAUCUGGAGUUUACGGCCUCUUGCCUCUUUACGGCUCAUGGUCUGCUCAUGUGCGUUGCUAUGGUUUCUGUACAUGAACCAACCAGCCAACAGUUGGCAAGGCUGCAGACCGAACAAGGAGGAGAGACACAGCUACUUUUAAACCUUAUCAAAGACGUGGAUAUCAACAGGUGUGUGGAAGCUGGUUGAAGGAAUGAAAGAGGGACGCUGUGUUCACACGGUCCAACAAGUCCUCCACCGCGGCUACAUGUAAACAGGAAUGGUAGCAGACUAUUCGCUUUCAUUAGCCAUGGAAACAGCUAAGUCCGAAUGUUGUCUUUUUUUGGACUAAGGGAAAAAAACAGAAUAUUACGUGCAUGUUAACAUAGUCAGUGAUUUUAUUUUGUCUGCUAAUUAGUGUUUUUUUUUUAAUUUGAAAGCAAAAGUGAUUAGAUUUUUUCAUUUCCUUCUCUUUGAAAUGUCAUAUUAGCACAACCAGUGGUAUUAAUUAUUCUAAAUUAAAUGUGUAAUCAAACCAGCAACUUAUCAGAGGUGGUCAACAUCUAAGUUUAAAAAAGAAAAAAGCCAUUUUUAAACUAACUCAUCAGUCCAACAGAAGUUAUGUGUAGUUUCUGUUUUUCCAUCCAAAAGACAACCACACAGCAGUUCACCUUAUUUGGUGCCGUCAAAAACAUAAGGCAAGCGGACUGGAAAAUGUUCCGUUUUCAGUUUUUAUGUCAGUGUUUAGGAGCACGUAGAGUUUAAAUCCUAUUUGUCCGAUGCAGUACCCUUUUUCACCCAGAAGGUGUCGCUGUAUGUCAGCUGGAGUGAGAAUCCCUCUGCCUUGCCCUCUUCUGUCUUUAAAUGAAGGGCUUCAGUCCCAAAAAAGUUUCUCCUGUUUUUAAGGUAAAUUAAACUUCCUCUUUGUGAUUUUUUUCCCCGUAUUUAACAACAACAAAAAAUAUCACAAUGGAAGAUAAUAUGGUUUUGGAAUGAACUCCUUCAAUAUUUAACGAUGCCCCCCCCCUUUCUCUGUUUCUGACACUUCUCUUUGGACUUAAUUUGUACGUGACUUCUUGCAAAAUUUAAAUGAUUUUACAGUCGUGUUUGUGGAAAUUACAAGACAAGUUAUUUAAAGCCGACCCGGGUUCUCAGUGCUCCCGUCGACCCCAAGUGCUGCAUGUUUCCACACAUCUGAUCAGUCACUCAAAUCAGCUGUGUCAUGCUGAACAAGAGCGCCUUGUCACACCUGAGUCUAAUCUUAAUCAUGCAUGGGUCUGAGUAGGGAGAGGAGGAAAUACACUACAAACACAAACAUUUUUAGCUUUUUACAUUCAUCGCAGAUUCAUUGCAAAAUAACUCUUUAGCAUCACUUUAUUAGUCCUGUUUUCUUUGAUCAGUACCAUGCAUACUGUGGGGAGAUGAUUCCUCUUACUGACAGCUGAUUCAUCUACCAAUCACAUGACAGACUGACUGAUACUGUUUCUACAUGUGUCGUUCAGGUCUAGUUCCCAGGUUAGGUAUGCCUCUUGAUAUAAUGUUGCAUUGUGAGUUGUUGAUAAGGGCUGUCUUUGAAAGUUCAAAUUUUAAAAAGAAUAAAGGGAGAUUGACAGUUUGGAGAUAUCAAUGUCAAAAGUAAAGAAAACUGGUUAUGCCUGGGACAUUUGUGGGAGUGUUGAACAUCCUAAACUGUGGGGAGUUUCAGCAUAUUGAUCAUGGAAAACAAUCUUUACAUUAUACAUUUGACUUAGG